GGCUGCAGGGCAACGCAGAUGAGUUCCUGGAAGUGUCUCCUAGACCCGGCACAUUCCACGGCUGGUAGGACCUGUCAGGAUGGCUCUCCUGGUUCUUCUGGUGUGGAGGAGAAGGGCAGCGCAGGGUCCUUCCGCUGUCGAAAGGGUGCCGCCUGGGUCAGGUUUGCUCACAGCUCCAGCUGACCACUGGGCAUGUCCAAGGGGACUUCUCAAGAAGAAGAUCAGGGCCAGGCAGCAGAGACAUGCGCAGGGAGGGAGAAGGAACUGCUCCCAGAAAUGCCGGGGGCGUGGGGAUUGAUUGGGGACGCUUUCCCACAGCAAGCCCCGCGUUUCUGCCACCCACAGACUCUGCCCCCGCCCCCAGGUCGUGGGGUUUCAGGCUGAGUCUUCUCCUCGGCAGCCCGACCCCCAGUGAGGAGAAAGCCCUGAGUGGCUGGCUGGCUGUCCCUGCCCUUCCACCCUUGGCUGGAGCACUGGGGCAUUUCUGGGUGUUCCAGCUCCUGUCCUUGCUGCCUUCGUCCCCACCGCACCUGGGGGCUGAGGGCACGUCCGUGCGUGGGGCUGGCAAUGAGCUGACCCUCACUUCAGGACACCCCAUCUGUAGGACUUGUGACUUUUUCCCUGGGGGGUCCUGCUGGGCUGCAGGUUGCCUCCCACAAUGCCACCGCUCUCCUACGGACUCCUGUGCCCCAGAGAGGAGCCCCGUGGAGAAGACAUCUCGGCGCUCAGGCCGUGGCAAUGCAGCUCACGGUCUCUACGUGGGCAGCUGCGCUGAGCCCCGCGUGUCCCUGGCUGGGAACGGGGAGCUGAGGUUCCUCCAGCACAGGAACGUCGGGGAUUUCCGCCUUCAAAACACUCCUCAGUUGUGGUGAGGUCACUAGAAGAAAACGAAGGAACCCAAAGCCCCAGAGCUCUGUCCUGCAGCCGGGUGAAAUGGGAGCGAAAAAGGGAUCGAAAGGGACCUGCCAAAAGUCUUCCUGAACAGGGAGACGUCUUGCACGAGAACUGGAAUAGGUUUUGCUCAGAGAGCUCUGCCCUAACUUCUCACUGCCUUUUCCUCCAUGGACAGGUCCCCAUGCCCAGAGGCAGCAGAUGUCCAACGGCAGCUCCAUCACCCAGUUCCUCCUCCUGGCCUUUGCAGACACACGGGAGCUGCAGCUCUUGCACUUCGGGCUCUUCCUGGGCAUCCACCUGGCUGCUCUCCUGGGAAACGGCCUCAUCAUCACUGCCAUAGCCUGCGACCACCACCUCCACACCCCCAUGCACUUCUUCCUCCUCAACCUCUCCCUCCUCGACCUGGGCUCCAUCUCCACCGCUCUUCCCAAAGCCGUGACCAAUUCCUUGUGGGACACCAGGGCCAUCUCCUAUGCCGGAUGUUCUGCCCAGCUCUUUCUGUUUGUCUUCUUCAUUGUGGCAGAGUUUUCUCUUCUCACCAUCACGGCCUACGACCGCUACGGUGCCAUCUGCCAACCCCUGCACUACGGGACCCUCCUGGGCAGCAGAGCUUGUGCCCACAUGGCAGCAGCUGCCUGGGGCAGUGGGUUUCUCACUGCUCUGCUGCACACGGCCAAUACAUUUUCCCUACCCCUCUGCCACGGCAAUGCUGUGGGACAGUUCUUCUGUGAAGUUCCCCAGAUCCUCAAGCUCUCCUGCUCAGACACCUACCUCAGGGAAGCUGGGCUUCUUGAGUUUAGCCUUUCUUUAAUAUUUGGGUGCUUUGUGUUCAUCGUGGUGUCCUACGUGGAGAUCUUCAGGGCCGUGCUGAGGAUCCCCUCUGAGCAGGGACGGCACAAAGCCUUUUCCACGUGCCUCCCUCACCCGGCCGUGGUCUCCCUGUUCGUCAGCACUUCCAUGGUUGCCUACCUGAAGCCCCCUUCCAUCUCCUCCCCAUCCCUGGAUCUGGCGGUGGCGGUUCUGGACUCGGUGGUGCCUCCAGCAGUGAACCCCCUCAUCUAUAGCGUCAGGAACCAAGAGCUCAAGGAUGCCCUGAGGAAACUGAUUAAACAUUUUCCAUCAGCUUGA
Grus americana (Whooping crane) is the source of this 2022-nucleotide messenger RNA. Its product is annotated as olfactory receptor 14C36-like. Lineage: Eukaryota; Metazoa; Chordata; Aves; Gruiformes; Gruidae. Gene Ontology annotation, cellular component: membrane. The coding region runs from base 1093 to 2022 and encodes 309 amino acids. Gene Ontology annotation, molecular function: olfactory receptor activity; G protein-coupled receptor activity. Gene Ontology annotation, biological process: G protein-coupled receptor signaling pathway. The record is from RefSeq and is a predicted model, not a curated record. The transcript has a single exon.